CCAACGAUGGUUUUCCAAAUGACACGCGCCGUCGAUCUGCUUCUAUUGCACCGUCUCUACAGUCUCAUAUCACGGUCGUUGAGGGCAAGGACAAUUCUCCUGAUCUCUACAGUUUUGGCCGUCAGCAGACAUUCAGAAGUCCGUUAAAACUUAGUUUUUGGGACUGGGUGAAAGGGAUCUUCAAUCGUGAGGCAUUGAUGAGGAGAAUCGAAAGAUCCAUGGAAAUCACGCGUCCACAAGGGUCAUCCCAAAAGGUCUGACUUCUUAGUCACCGUUCUGGUGUCGCCCAAGGCCAACAUGGGCUAUGUGACAUCUGACUUUCAAACACCUACGCCCUAUGAGAGUGAAGGUGCCCGCACGUUGACUGGGGAGCCUUUCGCCGUUGAGGCUGCGAUCUAUUUAUCAUGGCACCACAGCUCUAGCCCAAUAACCUUUCGGCAGAUGCGCUUCCUCAUCAUAUCAAACUCCGAGUUUGAGAUGAUCAUUGGGUCUGAUACCAUCAGCAAACACAGCCUAUUGGUACCCCCUGUCUUUGCCACAGGCAGUCGCUCUGUGUACGAACCGUCUGAAGAUCCCACAGUUCGAGAAAUGCGUCUGGAUCACGCGGAAGCCGAAAGCGAAAUCGAGAAUCUUGAGCGUGACCUCCAGAAAGAUUUCCAUCCUUGUAGUUUUGAUUUUGGAGUUAUUCAAGAAGGGUUGCGCCGCGAGAAACUGCUGUAUACCAGGUGGUCUGUAUUUAAUUUUGGCUUGUCUUAUUGAAAUGCACUGCAGGCCGGUCGUUAGCGGUUAGAGUCUGUAAAUCCAUGUGUUGGUAGGGCUAUUAUUAGAUACUACCUGAAACAACGCCAUGCCGAACACAACGAUGCAGAGGUAUCUUAAGCAAGGAAAGGUCUACUCAA
Molecule: messenger RNA, 899 nt
Organism: Didymella exigua CBS 183.55
Lineage: Eukaryota; Fungi; Ascomycota; Dothideomycetes; Pleosporales; Didymellaceae
Exons: 5
Coding region: 298-759 (153 amino acids)
Source: RefSeq, a predicted model, not a curated record